Messenger RNA from Rhinichthys klamathensis goyatoka, 1564 nucleotides. RefSeq names its product chromosome unknown C2orf69 homolog (gene cunh2orf69). Gene Ontology annotation, cellular component: mitochondrion. The record is from RefSeq and is a predicted model, not a curated record. NCBI's taxonomy places the organism in Eukaryota, Metazoa, Chordata, Actinopteri, Cypriniformes, Leuciscidae.
AUGGUUUCGAUCUUAAUGCUGCAGCUCGUGCAGUCGCCGCUACAUAAUCUUUUGCUCAUGAGAAGUAUCCGAUCAGUUGUGGCUUGUUUAUCGCUAGUCACUACAGCGAGGAAAAUGAACGCCGCAGCGGGGCUGUGCGUCCCCGGGACAUCCGCUGCUCCGCCCGGGCUGCUCCGCCUGACUUCAGUACCCGGUCAUGAUCAAAACCGCGUAAACGAUGUUCUGCUCUUACGACCCGCCACGGAAACGCAGAGAGGAUGCGACAACGAAACAGAGAACCGGCAGAAUGGAAACGAUCACGUAGUCUUCUUUCCUGGAGACAUUCAGAACUUCCAGCAGGAAAUGGCCCUCCAGCCUGACGCUGCCCCAUGGCAGUCCUGGAGCCUGGAGCGUGUCGCCCUCAACCUGGGCCACCGGUUUCCUGGCUGCCAUAUCUGGGUAGUCCGCGCAUCCCGCAUGUACCUACACAAGUUCAGCUGCUAUCAGAACUUUGUAGAGAGCAACCUAUUUGGAGCACCAGAACACUCUCCAGACUAUGGAGGCAUUCGCCACCUGAGGGCACUCCUGGGUCAUGGCAUGCAGCGGGCUGGCCUCCCAAAUCCUUUACCUCCUCUUAGUGGUACAGCCACCCCUGGCCCCCUUCCUGCAGGUUUCACCCUUACCAUAGUGGGCUUCAGUAAAGGAUGUGUUGUUCUCAAUCAAAUCGUGUAUGAGCUGGCUGGAGCUCGAGCGGAUCCAGAACUGAGGCUGUUUCUGGACAGUGUCUCAGACAUGUACUGGCUGGAUGGAGGACACCCUGGAGGCAGUGAGACGUGGGUGACCAAUAAAUGUGCUCUGGAUGAGCUGGCCUCCAGUGGGGUGGCUGUCCAUGCCCAUGUCACUCCGUAUGAGGUAAGGGACCCGAUGAGGGCAUGGGUUGGGCGAGAGCACCAGCGCUUUAUAAAGACUCUGGAGGAUCUGGGUGCCUGUCUGAGCCAGAAACUGCACUUCGAGGAGGAGCCGGCGUCCAUUGAGAAUCACUUCAGAGUCAUUCAGGAGUUCUGACUAUUCUUGAUCUAUGCUUUCAAGUCUUAACACGGAGUGUAUUCUUCGUAGAGCAGACAGCUUUGUAUUGCACUGAUGUAUUAGUUAAAAAAGAGCUUUGGGUUUGCCUACCCAACACUCAUAAAUAGGAGAGAAGAUUGAAGCUUGAUAGUUCACAGAAAUAGAGAAAUACUGUCAUCAUUUACUCGCCCUCAUGUCGUUCUAAGCCCGUAAGACUUUGGUUGAUUGUUAAAACCCAAAUUAAGAUAUUUUUAAGGAGAGCUGAGAGUUUUCUGUCCCUCCAUUGAAAGUCCAGGUGACCAAAACUUAGAUCCAAAAAGGUCAUAAAGGUGUCGUAAAAUGAAUCCAUAUGAAGCAAGCAGUUUGAACCUUGUGAAAAGAUACGACCACUUUAUAUGAUGAACAGCUUUCAUUUAGGCGUUUAUUCACAUAUACACACACAUACAUGGAGCACAUCACAUGGUAAACACGGAAGCUCAUGCACGCAUAACGUGCAUUCAUCAUGUGCUAGAACAAACCU